Oikopleura dioica is the source of this 1017-nucleotide messenger RNA. Lineage: Eukaryota; Metazoa; Chordata; Appendicularia; Copelata; Oikopleuridae. The record is from the annotation of a GenBank genome assembly.
AUGAAAUUCUUCUUUCUUUUUUCAGGCAUUUCUGCAGUCAGAAUCAGCGAAAGCAGACUAGAAACAUUUCAAGCAAGCUCAAGAGAGGAAGACUGCCCAGACAAUCUUCUCCAGGAAGAAUGCAUCGGAGAAUGCCGGAUGGAUUUUACGAAUUGCCGACUUUUAUGCGAGACAGAGUACUGUCUCUCGAUUUGCGAUAGAGAAUACAAUGACUGUUUGAAUUCGUGCCCAUGUGGAGAAAAUUGCCCAGAAGGUUGUCGAAACUGUGAUCAUCCACUUUGUCCUGAAGAAGAACCAUACUACGACGAGCCAAAACCAUUCGUGGACCUGCACAACGCGUACAUAAUAGACGGCGUCGGCUCAAAAACCGUUCAAGCAACGAUCGAUGCUACGAAGGAGCAGUUCAUGUGGGGCGUCAAAUAUGCACUGGUCAAUGACAUACUGUUUGUUUUUGGAGGAGAAGAAGCAGGAAUGGACUUUAAUCACCGAAGAAUUGCUUAUCUCGAUGGCUGCAGUUUCGUGUUUCUAAAUUCUGCUUUGACUUUGGCGGAUGGGGAUAAAGCCAUGAUUUGCUUUGAAUACACGACUCAGAAAAAGACCUGCAAUUAUUUUGAUGGAGAGCAAGUCACCAUUGCACCGAUGACUUCUUACGAGCACAAAUACGCCGGCCUUGAUCAUCCAGCCGCUCUGUAUGGUCAUUCUCUUAUGGGUUUGAGUGACGGAACAAUGCUUUCAAUUGGUGGAUAUGAUGCUAUUGAAGAAACUGCUGUAACAGAUAUUGAUAUUUGGACUCUGAUUGGUAAUCUUCGAAAGAAAGUGUGCAAAGCAUCUACUCUCCAAUCUGGUUCGUCCAUUUUCUUGUUUGCAGGAUACGGCUCUGAUGCUCCGAUUCAAAGAAUCGACCUUGACGGACAAGAGAAUCUCGGCUCAAGAGUCAUUGGUUAUCAACCAGAAGAAGGUGUUGAGUAUCCUGUUCUUUUCGAAACUACAUUUGACAAAUGUGUUGAGUUUUUGUAA